CAUGGCUCGGCAAAUCAAGGAACUGGCUUCGACGUCACCAUGAUAGCAAUGACUGCUCAGAUGAUGAAAGAAUUGAAAGGAAGAAAUGCUAGGCGAGCGGAAAGGAGAAGGCAGGCCAAUGAUGUCAUCAAAACAAUUCGACUAUGUCCACUGCUUCCAAGGACCAUGCCAAGGACUCGGAGACAGGCUUCAAAUUUGGGGACGCGAAAGCCUUGGCCAAUGGAGGUUAUCGCACCCUAGAGUCCUCAUAUCCCGAAGACCUGUUCGUUCUUGCCCGCAAUGGAAUCUCACCACCGUUGACGAUGUUUACUCCCACAACGCUCACGAAUAUUAGGCUCGGAAGAGAUGUAACGUAUCGGAAGUUCGCACGAGGUGCUACAUCGACGAACAUCCGAGUACUCGAUACUUCGACUUUCCCCAACGAAAAGGACAUGACCUUGGCCCAAUGGCUCGCAGCGUACGAAAACUUCUUGAGCUUUAUCUCGGAGUUAUGUGAAGGAGAGCGAAUCUUCGAAGGUUUUGUGAAACAUCACCAGCGAGCAGUUACCGACCCAGACAUCGAGGCGACAUUCGAGGCUCACAAGGAAUUCGACUGCGACCAUUUACGACCGCAAUUCUUCACUAGGGGAGGCAUUAUUAUUGAUGUUAACUCGAAAGAGUACAUUGAAGGUUGGAACCGCGUCGUGCAAAGGGUCGCUAGGCGUACGACAGCCCAGGAGAUCAAGACUGCCGUUGCUCAAUACAUCCCAGCCGUCAAUGGCCCAACUAGGACCACAAAAACAAAUCCCGGUUUCAGCCCUUUGACAAAUCUCAGUAUUCCGCGCUAUGCUUCGAAUAAAGUGGCAGCUUAGGUAAAUUUACCAGGCUAGAAGGACG
Molecule: messenger RNA, 876 nt
Organism: Desarmillaria tabescens
Lineage: Eukaryota; Fungi; Basidiomycota; Agaricomycetes; Agaricales; Physalacriaceae
Exons: 2
Coding region: 144-851 (235 amino acids)
Source: RefSeq, a predicted model, not a curated record